AUGUCGAAAAAUUCGCUGGCCUUGACUGGAAGACCAUUUACUAUUGACUCAUUCAAUAUCCAUAGACUUAUUAUUGCCGGUGUUAUGGUCUCUUCCAAGUUUUUUAGCGAUGUGUUUUAUACCAAUACAAGAUAUGCAAAGGUGGGUGGAUUGCCAGUAUCAGAGUUGAAUAGCUUGGAAAUUGAAUUUCUCAAGUUGAAUGGUUUCAAUCUCACCGUGCCUAUUAGCGAACUACAAAAAUAUGGUGAUCAGCUUCUUAAAGUAGGUUAUAUGACUCAAGAAAUGAGGAAGCCAUCUUCCUUCCGUCAUAACCGUUCAAGUUCCUUUGACCAGGCACGCUCCGAUGUUGAUAGAGUCUGUGACUUGACUCAACGUAUGUCUUUGGAUGAACAUCAAUACUAUGGCCAACAGCAAAAAUACUACUAUUAUCCUCAGCAACAGCCGACUAAACGAAAUAGUUACAAUAAUAAUAACAAUAAUGGCCAGCAGAUUCGUCGUAUGACGAGUACAAACAGUCUUAAAGAAAAUGGCCGCUAUGGUAAUCAUCAUUAUGACCAACCAAGACAUUCUCGCUCAAGUAUCAAUCUUCAUCAAGGUUUCUGGAAACCAAGUAGUCCUCUCCCACAACAACAACAGCAACCACAACAACAACAACAAACAUAUGACGAAAAUGCGGGUCAGCUAUCUCGUCGCUUAUCAAUCACUUCGAUUCAUGCACCUCCUUUUAUACCAAGCAGUGAACUGCUGGCACAGCAGCAACAACAAGCUGGUGUUUAUUACUAUCCACCCAUGGGUAUACCUACACCACCACCAUCUGCUUCGCCUAUCCAUUAUCAGCCUUCCAGUGCUAACAGCAGUUCGACCACAGUAUCUUACCCUAUCAUGUACUUGUGA
Molecule: messenger RNA, 894 nt
Organism: Gilbertella persicaria
Lineage: Eukaryota; Fungi; Mucoromycota; Mucoromycetes; Mucorales; Choanephoraceae
Product: cyclin-domain-containing protein
Exons: 2
Coding region: 1-894 (297 amino acids)
Biological process (GO): regulation of cyclin-dependent protein serine/threonine kinase activity
Cellular component (GO): nucleus; cyclin-dependent protein kinase holoenzyme complex
Molecular function (GO): protein kinase binding; cyclin-dependent protein serine/threonine kinase regulator activity
Source: RefSeq, a predicted model, not a curated record